UCAGCGUUUCUCUCCGCUCUUUCAGGUCCCGUAGCCGUGAUAAGUGGUGAGGAAGACUCUGCCAGCCCUCUUCAUCACGUCAAUCACGGGAUCAUCACGCCGUGUACUCUGGAUGCGGGACCCGACGCAGUCGUCAUAGGAAUGACUCGCAUACCUGUGGUGGAAAAUCCCCAGUACUUUAGGCAUGGACACAACUGCAACAAACCGACCACUCUCGUGCAGCAUAUAAAGCGGAGAGACAUCAUCCUGAAGAGGGAGUUGGGUGAAGGGGCGUUUGGUAAAGUCUUCUUGGCAGAGUGUUACAACCUGAGCCCCACCAAGGACAAGAUGCUGGUAGCUGUCAAGACACUAAAAGAUCCCAACCUGUCAGCCAGGAAGGACUUCCAACGGGAAGCGGAGCUGCUCACCAACCUGCAGCACGACCACAUCGUCAAGUUCUACGGAGUGUGUGUGGACGGAGACCCGCUCAUCAUGGUGUUCGAGUACAUGAAGCAUGGAGACCUGAAUAAAUUCCUAAGAGCCCACGGCCCUGAUGCCAUGAUCCUGGUGGACGGCCAGCCGCUGCAGUCCAACGGAGAGCUGGGCCUUUCCCAGAUGCUGCACAUCGCUACCCAGAUCGCCUCAGGCAUGGUCUACCUGGCCUCCCAGCACUUUGUUCACAGAGAUCUGGCAACUCGCAACUGUCUGGUGGGAAAUGGCCUUCUGGUCAAGAUUGGAGACUUCGGCAUGUCCAGGGAUAUCUACAGCAGCGACUACUACAGGGUUGGAGGACACACCAUGCUACCUAUCCGCUGGAUGCCCCCAGAGAGCAUCAUGUACAGGAAGUUCUCUACGGAAAGUGACGUCUGGAGCUUUGGGGUCAUCCUUUGGGAGAUCUUUACCUAUGGGAAGCAGCCUUGGUUUCAGCUGGGUAACAAUGAGGUUAUCGAGUGCAUAACCCAGGGUCGGGUACUGGAGAGGCCACGGAUCUGUCCCAAGGAGGUUUACGACAUCAUGCUGGGCUGCUGGCAGAGGGAACCGCAGCAGCGACUGAACAUUAAGGACAUCCAGAAGGUCCUGUUCGCCAUGGGAAAAGCCACCCCAGUCUACCUGGAUAUCCUAGGCUAGCAGCAGCCGCUCCCCCCUCACCACACUCCCUCCCUCCCCAAACCCUGCCGUUCCCCAACAGACGGAAAACAUCGACAGAGACAAAAACGAGACAAAGAGAUUCCCACAUGAAAAUCCAGGAAUAACCAAACCAACCUGAUCCACUGUCGAAAACACCUGCUUCGUUUGGGAGGGACUUAAGUGCCUGCAACACUUUUGGAUAUAGUGGAUUAAAACAUAUAAAAAAAAUUUAAAAAAAGGAGAAAAAAAACAUGCACUUUUACAUUUUGUUUACUUGCGUAUAAGAUGUACAUGUUUGAAGAAAAAAAAUUUUCCCAUCGGGGAAAAAAAAGAACUGCAAAAAUUACACAAACAUGGAGAAAGGGAACCGGGCUGGCAAUGGGAAAACGGCUACGGCUUGAUACGGUGGAGAGAAUACAUCAGAAUUUAAAAUCUAUCCUGGGUUUGGUUUUAUGAAUAUAUAUAGAAAUAUUACAUAUAUUUUAUAUUUAUUUCUUUUUCAAGGUCGGUCCAGGUGUUAAAGGGUCCGGCAUUUUUCGUCACCAAGGGCUUGGCCCCUGUAAGAAGUCGCCACCAACAAACUACUGGCAGGGACUAGAGAUGAGGAAGCCUUACACGCUCUCUGAUUGGCCGGCUCCGAGCUUUCAAAGGGAAACUGUGGAAUAACACUGGCUGGUCGGAGAAAACGCUGUGCUCUGUAGAGGACCUAUCCAAUCAGACAACUGACAAAAUCUAUUUUAAUUUAAAAAAUAAUGUACAUAUUGUAAAAUUCUACGUGUCAGAAUUGUGUUAACUUAUUUUUUCCUGAUUUUACUUUGGUUCCUUUUCCUGACUGUGAUCCGGAUGACUAAAGCAUUGAGCUAUGGUCCUUGUUUUCAUCCCGAUUCCGUGGAGAAUUUCUCUUGGGGAUUUUUACCCGCGUCAGCGCCGGUUGAGUUGUUGAACAUGACGACGGUGAAUCCAGUUCAAACGGGCCCACUGACGACGCAUCGCACAGACUGUGGAGAGCGCGGGAUGACUCAGAGCCAUGGUUCACGUACCGGAGGCGCUGAAGCCUCGCCUUUACGUUCCACUUCAUUUGCUUUUCAAAGCAAGGAUAAUGAGUUAAGUAAUCUGUCACGCCAUAACCCCGAAACACAAACACAUGCUUUGUCACUUUCAAGCUUUUUGGUGUGAAACUGCUAAAGAAAACAUUUCUGUAACUCUGACCAUAUUCAUGUUUUGGUAUCUGUAAAGAAGUAGGUUGACGUUUUGUAAAAUAUGGCUAUUUGCUUUCUUACUGCGAGGCCCAUAACAAUGCAUCUUUGGGCUCCACACAGAAAUCAGUCAAGUUAGCUUAGCAUAAAGUAAUCAACGGGAGAACCAGUCUCUGAAACUGCUUAAUACUAAUAUUGCAAAUAAUUUGGGAUUUCUUACUGCAAUCAGAUUUAGAUUGGGUUUUUUUUUAAAAUGUAUUUGAAUUGUUUUUUGUCUUUUGACAAAAAACUAAUGUAGGGGUGAAAUUAUGAAAAUGAAAUUUCAUUACAUUACUCUUACUUUUGUUUCAUCAGCUUCUUAAAAAUUUAUCAAAUUUUUCUAAAUGCCAAAGCUGUAUAGAAUACCAGUACAGUCAGUGUGAGCUUUGCUCAAGCUUACCCCAAACGUAAAAAAUUUAUAUUUAAAAUCGUGAUUUUUUUUUUUUAUUUCCAGAGAAAUGAAAAGGUGUGUAUGAGUAUUUCCUGUCUGCAUAACAACUUUCCAGUCUGUGAAUAACCUUGUUUUAAAGAAAUACCUUUUGUCUGAGUGAACAAGAUCUCAGAAUCAGUGCUAGCUAGACCAACCUAUGCUAAUGCAAUGCAGCACUGAAAUCUGGAAUGUUCCCAUUUUGAGUUUAGAGUGACCCAAAACUUUGGUCAAUCCAGAAUGUUUUUUUAGCAUUUCAGCAAAAAUACAUUUAAACUGUAGGAACAGUACGGCGAGAACUUUAAUCGUUUUGGAGGCCGUAUGUUUUCAAAACCUUGGUAAGCAAUGUUAUCUGCCAAUGCCUCUUAUCUAAUAUCUUUAAUUACUAACGCUGGCUAUACUCAGUUUACUGACUGCAACACAUUCUAAUGGUUUUUUGACUUGAAACUGGAAAAUAGUAAGACUGAAUGUGACAUAAUUCCCAGGCGUCUUAGAAUACCUCACAAAAAUGUAUUGGAAAACGAGGUGGAAGAUAAACCCAUAUUUUAUUGGUGUACUCUAAACAGCAUCAUUUUCUUUGUUCCGUUUUGUUAAUCAGCUCCGAUUAGUUUCACUGACAUGUAAAUCGAUUUGUGGAUUUUAAUGUUGUUCAAGGCUGGUUGGAAAGUAGGCGUCCUGUUUUUAGACUUUGUGCUGCUAAGCUUAUGUAUCUCUGGCGAAAUCUGCAUUUUGACCAAAUACUCACCACUUUGCCAUUCCUCUUUCUUUUCUUAGCAAGAAAGCAAAUAGGCAUAAUACUUUGAAACUGAAACAACAGACUUUACUGAGUGAUACCAUCCAGAUCUUGCUACAUUACUCUCCAGAAAAAGAAACUGAAUCAUGUUUUUAUGAUACAGAUAUUUUUCAUCAGCUAUUCAUGUGUGGUGACUAUUUUUACACCUGCUGUAUCUGACAAAGAUGCCUCUUCUGUUACUAUUAUAUCACAAAGUAUCAACUGAUACCAAAUCGGCUGAUUGUUGUUGAUAAAGUUUGAUAAUUUGUCUUAAAUGAACCUGGUAAUAUAAAAAGUUUUCUUCCUGAAAGAGGAGGCUGGGGGGGGAAACACCCACGAAAUCUACAGUGAGAUCAAAAUGAGAUUAAUUUUGAAGGUUGAGCUUAAAAAGAAACAUGCUUAGUUUUGAAUUCAUUUUUUCACAUCCUGGAGAUUUCAAUCUGAACGACGAACCUCAGGCAACUGUUCUAUUUCAUGUUGUGUCUGAAUAUAUAGCAGUUCUGUGUGGAUCUCUUUACACUCCUUUCUUUUUAUCUCGACACGACUUCUCACAGUAUCACUGUGUUUGUCUCCGUUCUCCUUUGGGACUAUGUAAAGCAUUAAUGAGCAUUCAGUUACUCCAUGUGUUUUUUAUAUGACAAGCGGGAUCAAAUCCAUCGAGUUACCCAAAGUAUUGAGUUUUUGUGUAUUCUCUUGUGGUAAAGAUAAACGCUUAAAGACAUUAUGACACAGAACGUGAGCAUUUGCAGGGUAUUGUAAUCCUUUCAUGGUGAGUUAUAUAUUGUUUAAUAUGUUUUUCUUUUUUUAUUUCCUUCUUCUUCUUCUUGGAUGAACUAACUGAACACUUUUUGAAGCAAAGUUGGCAUAUUACCAUGUACACAUGUUACAGAAUAUAAAAAUGUGGUAUAACGACUGCAGUAUAUAAAAUACUGGUAUUCCAUGAUAGAUCUUUGUAUUAAUGUGACUCUCUUAAGAAAAUGUCUUCAAACAAUCA
Molecule: messenger RNA, 4535 nt
Organism: Poecilia latipinna (sailfin molly)
Lineage: Eukaryota; Metazoa; Chordata; Actinopteri; Cyprinodontiformes; Poeciliidae
Product: NT-3 growth factor receptor-like
Exons: 6
Biological process (GO): positive regulation of neuron projection development; multicellular organism development; positive regulation of kinase activity
Cellular component (GO): plasma membrane; axon; signaling receptor complex
Molecular function (GO): neurotrophin receptor activity; transmembrane receptor protein tyrosine kinase activity; neurotrophin binding
Source: RefSeq, a predicted model, not a curated record